AUGAGCAAACGCUCAGCCCUCAUCUCCCAUCAGAGAAUUCACACCGGCGAGAAACCCUAUCGAUGUAACGAGUGUGCGAAGGCCUUCAGUGAUCAGUCUUCAGCCAACACCGGAGGAUCCACGCUGGGGGGAAACCUCAUGCAUGCAAUGAACGUGGAAAGGUCCUCCCUCAUCGAGCACCGGAAAACCCACACAGGAGAGAAACCCUACAAAUGCAACGACUGUGAGAAGACUCUCAGCUACAGUUCAUCCCUCAGCCUCCAUCAGAGAACUCACAAUGGGGAGAGUCCCUGUAUGUGUAAGGAAUGCGGGGACACCUUCAGGUACCGCUCCUCCCUGACCAAGCACCAGUGGACCCACAGCGUCAAGACACCCUUUGUUCCUUAG
This is a messenger RNA of Callorhinus ursinus (northern fur seal), 387 nucleotides long. Lineage: Eukaryota; Metazoa; Chordata; Mammalia; Carnivora; Otariidae. The record is from RefSeq and is a predicted model, not a curated record.